ACUACCUUAGAUUCUGUAGUUCUAUGAAUCAGUAUGUUUAUUAGUAUUUGUACUGGUUCUUAAAAAAUAAUUUUUGUUUAAGUAAAUGUUAUUGUGAUAAAAAAAAAUAAAACUAAGCGAAGGAGGUUCAUUGGCAAAAAUAUUGAGGAAGAGUAUUAUAUCUCAGCAUUUGUAACAGUAAAAUAAUUUUGAAGCUAUCAUUAUGAUGCAAGUAUAUAGGAAUAUCACAAAAUUAUUUCUAUCCCCAAAAUGUAUUUUUAAAUCAAUACCAGCAGCAGGAGUAAAAUCUUUUGAACCACCACCUUAUUACGAUGAUAUUGAAAUCCCUCAACGUACUAGACUUAAAGUUGCGCAAAAAGUACCACAGUAUGGAGGAAAUGUAGUUCCUUAUAGAACACAAAAAAGAUUAAGGUUGAUGCGUGGGCCUGAACUCUAUCAUAAUACCCUUUUACACAAACAAUAUGGCAUAAUAGCGACAGGAGGUGGUAGACUGAAACACAAUAAUUUUGAGAUGAUUCGUAUGACACUUCUGAGGAAGGUAGACUAUAAUAAGGUAUUUGCGAUCUGGAGGGUUCCUGAUCCUUGGCAACCUAUUACUAAAAAGGGUCAAGGAACACGAAUGGGUGGUGGCAAGGGAAGUAUAGAUCAUUAUGUAACGCCAGUAAAAGCGGGGCAAGUUAUUAUCGAGGUUGCUGGGAAAGCCGAAUAUUAUGAGGUGAAAUACGUGCUUAACAAUAUUGCAAAAAGGCUACCUUUCGAUGCAAUGGCAGUUAGCCAAGAAAUAAUGGAGAAAAUGGCUGAAAAGAAGAGAAAAUUAGAAGAAGAAAAUCUAAACCCAUAUACCUGGAAGUAUAUUAUUCAAAACAAUAUGCUCGGUUCCCAUUAUUGGAUAUCGAAGUACGACAGGCGAUGGUUUAACGAAUAUGUCUAACUUUGGACGCAUAAGAAUGUAAAUAUGUACUCGUGAAUAAAUCACAAUGUGAUACGUGAA
This is a messenger RNA of Ceratina calcarata, 991 nucleotides long. Its product is annotated as mitochondrial ribosomal protein L16. The record is from RefSeq and is a predicted model, not a curated record. Gene Ontology annotation, biological process: mitochondrial translation. Gene Ontology annotation, molecular function: structural constituent of ribosome; rRNA binding. The coding region runs from base 203 to 931 and encodes 242 amino acids. Lineage: Eukaryota; Metazoa; Arthropoda; Insecta; Hymenoptera; Apidae. Gene Ontology annotation, cellular component: mitochondrial large ribosomal subunit; ribosome. The transcript has 7 exons.